CAGGUCGUGAGUUUCUAUAUAGAAUUAAGUGCGCCCAACUUUUGCGUUUUAUGCCCUAAAUGAAUAUUACUGUUUCACUCGAGAAUUUUCGCGACCAGGAACUAAUCCAAUAUCCCAACGGCUACCUUUCGAUAUUUGAAUCUCGAAUUUUGCUAUCGACAAUAAUUGACCAAAGUCAAUAUGAUGGCUUAUUAUGCCCGCCGGAAGUUGCCUACUUCAUGUCUUUGCAGAGUCUCGGAGCUGAGGCGUCAAUUCACUUCAGCGUCUCCGCUGUUCUUCCAGGGAACAUCCUCAGUUUUGUCAAACCGUGUACCUAGCUCCGCACCAGAAGGUACUCGAUUGACUGGCUGCAAUGUAUUCAAAAACAAGGACGAACCUUUAGCCCUUGCCGACGAAGAGUAUCCGGAUUGGUUAUGGGAAAUCCUGGAUCCCGAGGCUCAGCAGAAGAAACUAGACGCAGAUCCCGAACGAAAAGCCAAGCGUGAAUGGCGGGCGAGAAUGCGUCGGAAAAUCAAAACGGACAAUUUCUUGAAGACAAUGUCUUGAUUCCGCUUAUAUAGGUUGCAAUGUCGGGCAAGCCUGUGAAAAGUUCGUUACACGCGACGUCUUUGCAGACACUUCCUUGGCUUACGUUCAAAUUAUGAUAUCGAUCGAGAGAGCGUUAUUAUAUUUUAACUUUUCAUGUAUUGUAAAUAUUAUUAUUGAUUUGUUUAGUGAUUCACAAAACAAAUAUCAAC
Myxozyma melibiosi is the source of this 737-nucleotide messenger RNA. Its product is annotated as mitochondrial ribosomal protein L37-domain-containing protein. Gene Ontology annotation, cellular component: mitochondrial large ribosomal subunit. Gene Ontology annotation, molecular function: structural constituent of ribosome. Bases 181 to 546 code for a protein of 121 amino acids. The transcript is spliced from 2 exons. The record is from RefSeq and is a predicted model, not a curated record. NCBI's taxonomy places the organism in Eukaryota, Fungi, Ascomycota, Lipomycetes, Lipomycetales, Lipomycetaceae.